AUGUUUACAUCACACUCCGAUGCCAACUUAUGUACAAUAUGUUUGUCGGUCAUAAGACCAAAAGAUAGAUCUUUAAUCUCGAUGUGCCUUCAUGAGUUUUGCUUCUCAUGCAUUAAAGAGUGGUCCAAGCAGAAUGCAGUUUGUCCGCUCUGUAAGCAAAAUUUUAGUGAGAUUCUACACAAAAUUAGGUCGGAUGCUAACUACGAUAUUUAUGAAGUUACAAGACCCACCCAUACAGAGCAAAGGAGUUUUCGUGAUGAAGUUUUCUCAUCAACGACCUUGGUCACAAGUGUGUCUAGUUUUACUUUCGUUUCUAGAGUAGAAAGUAGAUCUGUUGGUGCUGAUGAUUUAUCGUCAGACCCUACAGCAGUAACUUCCCGAACACAUCACAACGACACUCCCGAUGCAACAAGACCCGCCCUCACUACAAGAAGAUUAUUUAACAGAAUGAUUGUGGUAUACUCGAUGUACAGUUGUGACAUAGCCAUCCUCGUCUACCUGUUCAACUUAUUAUAUUUAUUUAUUUUAUAA
Helobdella robusta is the source of this 531-nucleotide messenger RNA. RefSeq lists its product as hypothetical. The coding region runs from base 1 to 531 and encodes 176 amino acids. Gene Ontology annotation, biological process: protein monoubiquitination; protein polyubiquitination. NCBI's taxonomy places the organism in Eukaryota, Metazoa, Annelida, Clitellata, Rhynchobdellida, Glossiphoniidae. The transcript has 3 exons. Gene Ontology annotation, molecular function: ubiquitin protein ligase activity. The record is from RefSeq and is a predicted model, not a curated record.